This is a messenger RNA of Vigna angularis (adzuki bean), 2123 nucleotides long. Its product is annotated as peptidyl-prolyl cis-trans isomerase CYP57. Gene Ontology annotation, molecular function: peptidyl-prolyl cis-trans isomerase activity. The record is from RefSeq and is a predicted model, not a curated record. NCBI's taxonomy places the organism in Eukaryota, Viridiplantae, Streptophyta, Magnoliopsida, Fabales, Fabaceae. The transcript is spliced from 10 exons. Gene Ontology annotation, biological process: protein peptidyl-prolyl isomerization; protein folding. Bases 140 to 1618 code for a protein of 492 amino acids. Gene Ontology annotation, cellular component: catalytic step 2 spliceosome.
AUAAGAAAAGAGAAUUGGGAGUGCUAAGAACAAAGAAUCGAUUUGAUUCUGAAAUCCAAACCAAAACCAAAACCCUCACACACAGUUAUCCUCGUCGUUGGCGGUGCUGGUGGUGGUUACGCGAUCGAAACAAUCGAAGAUGUCGUCGGUUUACGUUCUAGAACCUCCGACGAAGGGGAAAGUGGUAGUGAGCACCACGCGCGGACCUUUGGACAUCGAGCUAUGGCCGAAGGAGGCUCCAAAAGCCGUGAGGAACUUCGUGCAGCUCUGCCUCGAAAACUAUUACGACGACACUAUCUUCCACCGCGUCAUCAAGGACUUCCUCGUCCAAGGUGGCGACCCCACCGGCUCCGGCACCGGAGGUGAAAGCAUUUAUGGUGGUGUUUUUGCUGAUGAGUUUCAUUCUCGUUUAAAAUUCAAGCACAGAGGAAUAGUUGCGAUGGCAAAUGCUGGAUCUCCAAAUUCCAAUGGAAGUCAGUUUUUCAUCACUCUCGAUCGUUGUGACUGGCUUGAUCGCAAGCAUACCAUUUUUGGAAAAGUGACAGGAGAUACAAUGUAUAAUCUUUUGAGACUGGGUGAAGUUGAAACUGAUAAGAAUGACCGGCCUUUAGAUCCGCCAAAAAUUUUAUCAGUCGAGGUGUUAUGGAAUCCAUUUGAAGAUAUUGUUCCAAGAACACUUCAGAAAUCUCGAACUGAAUCUAGAGUUGAUACUGAAAGUAAAGAACCAAAGAAGAAAGGUGUAAAAAAAUUAAACUUGCUUUCAUUUGGGGAAGAAGCUGAAGAAGAGGAAAAGGAAUUGGCGUCAGUGAAGCAAAAGAUUAAGAGCAGUCAUGAUGUCUUGAACGAUCCUCGUCUUCUAAAGGAAGAAACACCUGAUAGUGAAUUGAGUGCAUCAAGAAGAGAUUUGCAGCUGUCUGUUAGGGAGACACUUAACGCAAAGAAAGAAGAGCCUCAGAAAGAUUCAGCACCUGGUAACAUUGCUCGUCUUGAUUCCAGUGAUGAUGAUGAAGCAGAUUUUGAUUCAAGAAUGCGCAUGCAGAUACUCAAAAAGAGGAAGGAGUUGGGUGAUCUCCCUCCGAAGCCUAAGUUGCAAAAAGCAGGAAGAUCCAUUCCAGAGAAUCAUGAUACGUCAGCACUAAGGUCCAAUGCUGCUAGUGUUGAUGAGGAUCAACCAAAGGUGGAAAAGCUGUCCAUGAAGAAAAAGGGAGUGGGAUCUGAAGCAAGAGCUGAGCGAAUGGCUAAUGCAGAUGCAGAUCUGCAACUAUUAAAUGAAACUGAGAGAGGAAGACAAUUGCAGAAGCAGAAGAAACGCCGACUUCAAGGGCGCGAAGAUGAAGUUCUGGCUAAACUUCAAAAAUUUAAGAAUUCUUUAGCAGCAAAGGAGACACUCCCAGCUAGCGAAUCUGAAGAUGUUAAAAAUGAGGAUUUGUCUGACUGGAAAGGUGUCAGUUUAAAAUUUACCCCCGAGUCUGGCAAGGACCGCAUGUCACGUAAUGAGGACCCAAAUGAUUAUGUUGUGCACGACCCUCUUCUGGAAAAGGGGAAAGAAAAGUUUAAUAGGAUGAUGGCCAAACAAAAGAGACGAGAACGAGAGUGGGCUGGGAGAUCUCUUACUUGACAAUUCAGGUGCCAACAUGGCUAUGUAAAUAUACAAGUUGAUUGGUUCUGAAGGUUAACAUGUCUCUGCUGCUGUGCUGGGAAAGGAAACUUUCGCUAAUAGGAACUAAGCAGAAAGUUGAUGCAUUGAGGAGUGUAGCAGACAUUGCAGACAAGGACACUGAUAUUGGUGAGUGAGAACUGAGAUGUAGGGUUACCGUACAAGUGUUCCUUCAAUUAAAGCCAACGAGGAACUCAUGUGAGGGCCUCCUCUCAUUCAUUAAUUGAGUUUGUAUCUUUGUCCAAUCUUAACAGAUGUUUUGUGUAGCUUUAACACAUUUGUUCUAUUUUAAUAUUAGGAAUCGGAAGGAUGUUGUACUAUUGUGAGACUGGCAAUUUUUUGCAGAUGAAGAAGACUUUAGUUGGAUGCCAGAAUUUCAUUUUAGUUGAGAUGGGUUGGAUUUGGAGCUUUGGGGGCAUGUAUUUACAAAGAUAUCCAUUGAAUUGAGUUUUUCUUUUCUAGGGAA